ACGGUCCUUCCAGUGUGGGGUUGUCACCACCAACUACAUCCUACACUCCUAUAGAGGGACAGACUCUCCCUACCGUCACGUGUUCGUCUGACUGUAACCCAGUCUGUACCUACAGCUGGACAAAGGAUGGACAGCCCCACACAGCAGGGUCAGGUCUCCAGCUCACCAACAUACAACGUGAUGUGANAGACGGUCCUUCCAGUGUGGGGUUGUCACCACCAACUACAUCCUACACUCCUAUAGAGGGACAGACUCUCCCUACCGUCACGUGUUCGUCUGACUGUAACCCAGUAUGUACCUACAGCUGGACAAAGAAUGGACAGUCCCACACAACAGGGUCAGAUCUCCAGCUCACCAACAUACAACGUGGUCAGACGGGCGUGUACAGGUGUACGGCCAGUAACACAUACGGGAGUCGGACCUCUAGUGACGUCACUGUUACUGUCAAAU
Molecule: messenger RNA, 450 nt
Organism: Mizuhopecten yessoensis (Yesso scallop)
Lineage: Eukaryota; Metazoa; Mollusca; Bivalvia; Pectinida; Pectinidae
Product: pregnancy-specific beta-1-glycoprotein 11-like
Exons: 2
Source: RefSeq, a predicted model, not a curated record